CACGAUUCAGAAAGGGGUCUCUCUUCAGCUCUUCUCUUUCCCUCUUCAAUUUUAAAACCCGCUAGGAAAGCAGAAGCAGGGAGCAUAUAGAAAAAGCAGAACAGAUCCCUGAAUAACCACCAUAGCUACGGUCAAUAGAAACAGCACCGACGCAGUCACCACCGCUACCUUGAGAGGAUGUUCAAAAUCUUCAACAGAGGAAAAGAAACUGCCAGCGAUUUCUCACCGCAAUCAUCGCCGUCUCCUUCCUCGUCGAUGUCGCCGUCUCAUGUGACUGGACCGCCGAGGCCUAUCAAUUUGGUGUACCGCGACAGGGAUGGGAAGUUCCGGAUGGAUCCGGAAGCAGUUGCCACGCUUCAGCUGGUUAAGGAACCAAUCGGUGUCGUUUCGGUUUGUGGUCGCUCUCGUCAGGGCAAAAGCUUCAUUUUGAAUCAGCUUCUUGGGAAGAGUAGCGGAUUUCAGGUAGCACCAACUCAUCGACCGUGUACAAAAGGACUUUGGUUGUGGAGUGCACCCAUAAAGAGAACAGCUCUUGAUGGAACUGAAUACAAUCUUUUACUAUUAGAUAGCGAAGGAAUAGAUGCUUAUGAUCAAACAGGGACUUACAGCACUCAAAUAUUCUCCUUAGCUGUUCUCUUAUCUAGCAUGUUCAUUUACAAUCAGAUGGGUGGUAUAGAUGAAGCUGCACUUGAUCGUCUCUCUCUUGUCACUGAAAUGACAAAACACAUUCGAGUGAGAGCUUCAGGAGGAAAGAGUAAAGCUUCUGAACUUGGACAAUUCUCCCCUAUAUUUGUUUGGCUUCUAAGGGAUUUCUAUCUGGAUUUAGUAGAGGAUGAUAGGAAAAUAACACCCCGUGACUAUCUAGAGCUUGCCCUAAGGCCUGUUCAAGGUAGUGGAAGAGAUAUAGCUGCCAAAAAUGAGAUUCGAGACUCCAUUCGAGCUCUCUUUCCAGAUAGAGAAUGCUUCACCCUCGUGAGGCCUUUGAACAAUGAAAAUGAACUCCAACGACUGGAUCAAAUAUCGUUGGACAAAUUAAGGCCUGAGUUUAGAUCUGGGCUGGAUGCACUUACCAGAUUUGUUUUUGAGAGAACAAGGCCUAAGCAAGUUGGGGCCACUAUAAUGACAGGCCCGAUUCUUGUUGGUAUCACAGAAUCUUAUUUGGAGGCUCUUAAUAAUGGUGCAGUGCCCACAAUAUCCUCUUCGUGGCAGAGUGUUGAAGAAGCUGAGUGUCGAAAAGCACAUGACACUGCCACUGAAGUUUAUAUGUCCACUUUUGACCAUUCGAAGCCAGCUGAGGAAGCUGCUCUGAGGGAAGCACAUGAUGAAGCAGUUCAAAAAUCAAUCGCUGCAUUUAAUGCUAGUGCUGUGGGGAUUGGUUCGGCAAGGACAAAAUAUGAAGGACUUCUGCAUAAAUUCUUCAAAAAGAAAUUUGAGGAGUAUAAGAAGAAUGCAUUUAUAGAGGCAGACUUGCAAUGCUCAAAUGCAAUACAAAGCAUGGAAAAAAGACUCAGAGCAGCUUGUCAUGCUUUGGAUGCGAAUGUGGAUAAUGUUGUGAAGGUUCUCGACAGCCUUCUAUCUGAGUAUGAUAAAUCAUGUCAUGGCCCAGGGAAAUGGCAGAAAUUGGUUACUUUCCUACAACAAAGUUUGGAAGGUCCAAUCCGUGACCUUGCCAAGAGGCUUAAUGAUCAAAUUGCAACUGAGAAGACUUCCCUCUCAUUAAGAUGUCGCUCAAUUGAGGAUAAGAUGGAAAUGCUUAACAAGCAACUGGAAGCUAGCGAGAAACAUAGGUCUGAAUACAUGAAACGUUAUGAUGAAGCUAUCAGAGAGAAGAAGAAGCUAUCUGAUGACUUUAUGAAGCGCAUGUCUGACUUGCAGAGCAGUCGCAGUUCACUAGAUGAGAGGUGUUCUAGCUUAUUGAAAACACUGGAAUCUACUAAGCAAGAAGCCUCAGACUGGAAAAGAAAACAUGACCAAUUGUUAUCAAAGCAGAAAGCUGAUGAAGGCCAGAUAAAUUCAGAAAUUGGAAUUCUUAGGUCUCGAACCAGCGCUGCAGAGGCAAGGCUGGCUGCUGCUCAUGAGCAUACCAGGUCAGCUAAAGAAGAGGCAGAAGAGUGGAAACGGAAGUAUGACAUUACUGUAAGAGAAACAAAAGCUGCUCUUGAGAAGGCAACAAUUGUGCAAGAGCGAACGAGCAAAGAAACGCAAUUGAGGGAAGAUGCUUUGCGAGAGGAAUUUUCUAGUCGUUUGGCAAAAAAGGAAGAGGAAAUAAAGGAGAAAAAUGGGAAGAUAGAGUAUGCUGAGCAAUGUAUGACAACUAUAAACUUGGAGUUAAAGGCUGCUGAAUCAAAAAUUAAGAGUUAUGAUUCCGAAAUAUCAUCCCUGAAGCUUGAAAUCAAAGAGGUGGUUGAGAAAUUGGAGUCUGUGAAUGCUAGGGCACAAUCUUAUGAAAGAGAAGCUAGGAUACUGGAGCAAGAGAAGAUCCAUUUGGAGCAGAAGUACCGAUCUGAGUUUGAGAGGUUUGCAGAAGUCCAGGAAAGGUGUAACCAUGCUGAAAAGGAAUCUAAGAGGGCUACUGAAUUGGCUGAUAAAGCACGUGCUGAUGCAGCAUCUGCUCAAAAGGAAAAGAGUGAGCUUCAGAAAUUGGCAAUUGAAAGAUUAGCCCAAAUUGAGAGGGCUCAGAGGCAUAUUGAAAGUUUGGAAAGAGAGAGAACUGAUUUAGCAGAUGCAGUUGAUAGAAUAAGAGUGUCAGAGAUGGAGGCUCUUUCGAAAGUUUCACUUCUAGAGGCAAGAGUUGAAGAAAGGGAGAAAGAAAUAGAGUCACUGCUGAAAUCGAAUAAUGAGCAGAGGGCUAGUACGGUUAAAGGCCUUCAGGAUCUUCUGGAUUAUGAGCGUAAAGCCCAUAGUGUUGCAAACAAAAGGGCAGAAGACCUUUCUCUUCAGUUGGAAGCAGCACGGGCAAAGCUUGAUUCACUCCAACAGGAGUUGACAUCAGUUCGUUUGAAUGAGUCAGCAUUGGACAGUAAGCUAAAGGCUGCUUCCCAUGGCAAACGCAUUAGAACUGAUGAUAUUGAAAUGGGUGUAGGAUCUGUUCAAGACAUGGGUACAAAUGACAGGAUUUUAAGACCUAGUAAGAAGUCCAGAAGCACAACAAGCCCUUUAAAGAACACACAGCCAGAAGAUGGUGGUUCAGUGUUCAAGGGUGAUGAGGAUAACCACAGUCAACAAACUGAUCCGGAAGAUUAUACCAAAUUCACGGUGCAGAAACUUAAGCAAGAACUCACAAAACAUAAUUUUGGUGCGGAGCUCCUCCAUUUGAGGAAUCCAAACAAAAAAGACAUCCUUGCUUUGUAUGAGAAAUAUGUUCUCCAGAAGUCGUAGGAGUUCUAUAAUCGACUUGUAUAGGUGUGAUUGUAAUCUACUAGAAAUUUAGUUAAUAGAUCAGUGUGUGCUUUAGAAGUAGGUUUAAGUUCUGAAGCGGUUGGUUGCAGGCCUUCGUACCAGGUUUGGAAAGUCAUAUUUAUGUUAAAAAGAGGAGUUUUAGUCAGAAGUGAGUUGAGGGGGAGAAAGUCUUUGUUCUUCUCUGUUUUUCUAAAUCCCCCUUUAAGAAUAUUUGUUGGCAUUUGGUCAUGGCAGACCUUUUUAUUUGGUGUCCUAUAUGAAUGAACUUUGUAAUGAUUUUCUUGGCUAGUAAAUAUUUGAAUGCCGUUUUCGCCUA
Hevea brasiliensis (rubber tree) is the source of this 3715-nucleotide messenger RNA. RefSeq lists its product as uncharacterized. Bases 178 to 3378 code for a protein of 1066 amino acids. The record is from RefSeq and is a predicted model, not a curated record. The transcript has 14 exons. Gene Ontology annotation, molecular function: GTPase activity; GTP binding. NCBI's taxonomy places the organism in Eukaryota, Viridiplantae, Streptophyta, Magnoliopsida, Malpighiales, Euphorbiaceae.